AUGCUCCCGGGAGUGGCAAUAGGCGCCGGCUGCAGAAGAGUGAGCCCCGCAUGCGCGGAUGCCGCCCCGCGGCUGCGCAGCGCCAACCCGCGCCCCGCCCCAGUCCCUGGGACCCCCAAGCCCAACCCCAGAAGGCCACGCCCAUCAUCCUUCCGCGCCGGGAUAGAUCCCGCCCAGGGCUCCGCCCACGCGGAGCUCAAAGAGGCCCAAAUCACUGCCUUCUUACCCAUCACCCUCCAACAGAACCCAGAAUCCCGAGCGGCUGAAGCACUGGGGGACAUCAGGCCAGAGCCCUCCCUGGAGCAAGUCCUGCAGGAGCGGGAUGAAGCCAUUGCUAAGAAACAAGCUGUGGAAGCUGAGCUGGACUCCUGUAGAGCCAGGUUGCGCACAGUGGAGGCUCAGCUGCUGGAGGUCCUGCAGGAGAAACUGAGGCUGAAGCAGGAGGUGGAGUCCUGGGAGGAGGACAUGCAGCAGAUGGUUCGAGAACGGGUGCAGAGUCAACUGCAGCGAGAGUCCAGGGCUGCUCCGGGCCCACAAGGGAACGCAAGUGCUGGCAGGAGCUCCUGGAUCCAGCUCUCACAGAGCCAGAGGGGACGAUGGUGGUAA
Molecule: messenger RNA, 606 nt
Organism: Acomys russatus (golden spiny mouse)
Lineage: Eukaryota; Metazoa; Chordata; Mammalia; Rodentia; Muridae
Product: BICD family-like cargo adapter 1
Exons: 4
Coding region: 1-606 (201 amino acids)
Biological process (GO): Golgi to secretory granule transport; vesicle transport along microtubule
Source: RefSeq, a predicted model, not a curated record